This is a messenger RNA of Gastrolobium bilobum, 3567 nucleotides long. RefSeq lists its product as uncharacterized. Lineage: Eukaryota; Viridiplantae; Streptophyta; Magnoliopsida; Fabales; Fabaceae. The record is from RefSeq and is a predicted model, not a curated record. Gene Ontology annotation, molecular function: protein-folding chaperone binding. The transcript has 4 exons. Gene Ontology annotation, cellular component: cytosol. Bases 2042 to 3253 code for a protein of 403 amino acids.
UCCAAAUUAAAAAAGAUCGGAGGCUCGUGGACGGUUCUGAAAUUCAGAUUGUGAGGUUGUGGUAACUGCUUCGAAAUUCGAUCUUCACAUUGAAUCGCUGCCGAAGUCUACCCUUUCUAUGGAUUUCGUUCUUCGCAAAUCAAAGCAGGCUCGAUUCAAAGACCGGUCUUGGCAGCGAACUGGCGGGGACGACCACCGGUUAGGUGGGCUUUGACGAUUUGAUUAGCGGAGGUGGUUAUCUUGAUCAAUCUUGGCGGGGAGGCACUCGACGAGGUGGGCUCUUGACGAUCUGCCUUAAUGAGCAUCUUCACGCUGUGGUUCAUGGGUCUUCAAGGUUCGGUGAUCACAACAUCAUUAAGUCACCUUGGGUACCAAAUCGAUUAGAGGCCAUAGCCGAAAAGGUUCACUUGAGGUUGAGCGGGGAAGAUGGUUGUGUGGCAAACACCCCAACUAAGAAUUGACCGAAGAUGGUGCCUAGACAUGACCUAGAUGUUCGGCGAUGGUAGGGGUUUGUCGAUAAACAGGCUAAUGAUCGGCAGUGGCCCCCUGGGCUGGAGGAUAACCGAAAGCGGCGCUCUGAACCGGAGACCGGUCGGUUUUUGCCUCACAAACCAGAAACCGACAGGUGGUGGCGCUCUGAACACGGGUUUGGUUCAACGUAGACUAUUGUUUCGAGAAGAUGGUCUGAGAAUGUUUGGUUGGGAUCGAGGUGGGGGUAAUGCCAUUUUUUCUUUCGUGAUGAAGUUGACGAGUUGAAGGAGUUGCAGGAUCUACGUUGUUGCGUGAAAUAAAUCUUGGGUCUGAUUCUUGACUUGGUGAUCAAUUAUAGAGGUCGUGAUUCUUCAUGGUAAGGUUGACGGUAUCUUUUGAAUCUUUGAUCGAAUUUUGUCAAGCGAGUGGAUGUUUGAGAGCCUAGAAGACAUCGAAGGUGACUCAGUGGAGCGCUGUUCUUGGCCCUUUACACAGUGGUUCCUUUGGCUAGUGCUGACCUUCGUGACGACCAAUACGACUCCGUUUGUUAUCGGGAACUGGUGGCUGGUUCCCAUAUUUUGCCGGUGACUAUUUUUCGAUAAGAGAUGAAUCGGUGAAGAGUAGGAUUCUGGUUUGCAUCAGUGGUAUGCGUAUCCUUAUCAGGUCUGGUCGGCAUGCUUUCUAUAUUUUCCUGGUUGGCACUUGUUCCUUUUGGUUCUGGUUGAUUUUUGUGAAUAAUGGGUUCUAAUAAUGAAUAACCAUAUGCUUUUCAGAUCGAUAAAACAACAUGUUUUCAAUCACUUUUUAAUCAAAAUUGGUUUUCAACAUUUAACGGGUUCUAAAACUGGUUUCAAACCAGUUUUGAAAUAGUAUAACCGGUUUUGAAAAAUAUGAAAUCAAUUCGAUUUAAAAAUCAAACUAUUAAAUUUGGUUCAGUCUGGUUCUUAUCAAAAACUGAACCAAACUGGUCCACGCACAUCCCUAACUGCAACAACAUAUGCUCCAUUUUGGAUGUUGAGAAUCCCGCUGUCUCUUCCCCAAUACCACCAGUUGCCCUUGUGAUAGGAGCCACCUGACCUACUAACCUGUAAAAUCUCAUCAUAUCAAGAAAAAAUCAAGUAAUCAAUAUUGAUCACAGAAGCAAAAGGUCGGAAUUUGGAACUUCCUAUUUGUUAUUUUCUGAUUUGGGACAUGUUUAAUUUGUGUCUCCUAUGCUCCAUAUUGACAUGUAAUAGCAGAUUCUAAAUUUCAUUUAGAAAGGUAUGAUGAGAAAACUUUGAUAGCUAAAUGCUAAGGAGUGUCAUCCGUCAUUCUCACAGCAAUAAUAAAUAAUUGCUUCUUAUCAUUAUUAAUCCUGGUUGCCCACCUGAAUAAAUUUAUGAAUAUAAAAAAAUCUCUCAUGACAUGGGCUAGCUCAAUGUAAGCCGGGCCGUAGGCUGUGCUGGGCCAGCCUACCCAUUUACACCCUUACGUGUAGUAACGUAUUUUAUAUGAAAAAAAAAACAGUACAAAUAGUUGUGAUUUCUGGAAUUUUCUAGAGCAUUCUCAAAGCAUCAAAAACAUCUUCCGAAUGCCACGAAGGCUGCGACGCUCGCCCAUAAACCCCUCAUCAGCACACCGUAGCCCAAUUCGAAGUUCAGAAUCCUCGUACAGAAAAGAAGAACAACGAAGGUCAGAGAAACUGAAGAAGAGAAAGAGAGGAGACAUGGGUGUUGAUUAUUACAAGAUCUUACAGGUUGAUAGGAAUGCCAAAGACGAUGACUUGAAGAAGGCUUACAGAAAGCUCGCCAUGAAAUAUCACCCAGAUAAGAACCCAAACAACAAAAAAGAUGCUGAAUCGAAAUUCAAAGAAAUCUCAGAAGCCUACGAGGUGCUGAGUGAUCCUCAGAAGAGGGCUGUCUAUGAUAAAUAUGGGGAAGAGGGUCUGAAGGGUCAGGUGCCACCUCCUGAUGCUACUUUUGGUGGUGCUAAUGGUGGAAGUAGAACCACUUUCUAUUCCACCGGAGACAUUCCGACGUCGUUUAGGUUCAAUCCGCGGAACGCUGAUGACAUUUUUGCUGAGUUUUUUGGGUCCUCGAGCCCGUUUGGGGGCAUGGGAAGAAGUAGUGGUGGUGGUGGUGGUGGCGGCGGCGGCGGCUUUGGAAUGAGAUCGAGGUUCUCUAAUGGGAUGUUUGAUGAUGAUAUGUUUGCAUCUUUUGGGGAAGGAGGAGGAGUUCAUGUGAGUCAAAGUGCCCCUCGUAAGGCUCCUCCCAUUGAGAACAGGUUGCCUUGCUCUCUCGAAGAUAUUUAUAAAGGGACCACUAAGAAGAUGAAGAUUUCUAGAGAAGUUGUUGAUGCCACUGGCAAAACCAUGCAGGUGGAGGAGAUCUUGCCGAUUAAUGUCAAGCCUGGUUGGAAGAAGGGGACAAAGAUCACCUUCGCAGAGAAGGGAAACGAACAGCCAAAUGUGACUCCUGCAGACCUUGUUUUCAUUAUCGAUGAAAAACCGCACAGUGUCUUUACCCGUGAUGGUAAUGAUCUGAUUGUAACCCAGAAGAUUUCUCUUGCAGAAGCCUUAACUGGUUACACAGUGAACCUCACUACAUUGGAUGGUAGAAACUUAUCCAUACCAAUCAACAAUGUUAUUCCUCCUGAUUAUGAGGAGGUUGUUCCAAGAGAAGGAAUGCCACUCCCAAGGGAUCCAACAAUGAAGGGUAACUUGAGGAUAAAGUUCAACAUCAGAUUCCCAACCAGGCUCAAUGCAGACCAGAAGGCAGGAAUCAAGAAACUCUUGGGAUCCUGAAAUAUAUAAAUUGUCACAACUCUUGUGGCGCCUUUCUUUGAAAAUAUAUAUUAGAUUACCAGAAUCUUGACAGGAGGGUGAAUGGGAUAAUUUGGUUGUUUUUAUAUAUUUAUUUUAACUUAAUAUAGUGAUUAAAUUUGUAGUCCCGGCAUUGGUUUUUGGUUAAAAAGCUCUUUUAAAGUGAGCUCAUAAAGUGCACUGGUAACAAUAUAUUUCACCAUUGAGUUUUAGUAUGAUAAUAAGGUAUACAUGUGCAGUGAUUUUCUUCUUGUAAAUUGAUAUAAGGUGUAUAUAUAUGCAGUGUGGAUUUUGUC